AAGACUGCUCUCGCGUCUCGCUUCCUGGCACUCAGGCGGCUGAAGCUGGGACGUCCGUCCUGUUCCGCGCCGCCUGCUGCGUCGCUCCCCGCCAGGCGCUGCACCACCCAGACCUCCUGCAGCCUCCGGGUCCCAGUCGUGGCAGAGCGACAAGUGGCCAGUGAGGCGUGAGGAUGGAGGGUGGGGACAGGACCGGCAAGAGGAAGGCCGGGAGCGCUCGCGGAACGCUACCGGGCGCUCGUCCCUGAGCCGGCCUGGCGAGCGCCCUCUGGCCGGUCUCGCCCGCCUGGAGCACCCCCCGGGUCGCCAGGCCUGCGCCAAUCCCCGCCUUCCGAGCAACAGUGGCGCUGCGCUGGGACGGUGGCCGCGACACCAGUUUUCUAGGGAACAACCAUGUCACCGUUUCUUCGUAUUGGCUUAUCCAACUUUGACUGUGGGACCUGCCAGUCCUGUCAGGGGGAGGCUGUGAACCCCUACUGCGCUGUGCUUGUCAAGGAGUAUGUGGAAUCAGAAAAUGGGCAGAUGUAUGUCCAGAAAAAGCCGACCAUGUACCCACCCUGGGACAGCACCUUUGAUGCCCACAUUAACAAAGGGAGGGUGAUGCAGAUCAUCGUAAAGGGCAAGAACAUGGACCUCAUAUCAGAAACCACCGUGGAGCUCUACUCCCUGGCGGAGAGAUGUCGCAAGAACAAUGGGAGGACAGAGAUAUGGUUAGAGCUGAAACCUCAAGGCCGAAUGCUAAUGAAUGCAAGAUACUUUCUGGAAAUGAGUGACACGAAGGACAUGAGCGAAUUUGAGAACGAAGGAUUCUUUGCAUUGCAUCAUCGCCGAGGAGCCAUCAAACAGGCUAAAGUCCACCACGUCAAGUGUCACGAGUUCACAGCCACCUUUUUCCCUCAACCCACAUUUUGCUCUGUCUGCCAUGAAUUUGUCUGGGGCCUGAACAAACAGGGCUACCAGUGCCGACAAUGCAAUGCAGCAAUUCACAAGAAGUGUAUCGACAAAGUGAUAGCCAAGUGCACAGGAUCAGCUAUCAACAGCCGGGAGACCAUGUUCCACAAGGAGAGAUUCAAGAUCGACAUGCCACACCGAUUCAAAGUCUAUAACUACAAGAGCCCAACCUUCUGUGAGCAUUGUGGGACCCUGCUGUGGGGGCUGGCGAGGCAAGGACUCAAGUGUGAUGCAUGUGGUAUGAACGUCCACCACCGAUGCCAGACAAAGGUCGCCAAUCUCUGUGGUAUAAACCAGAAGCUAAUGGCUGAAGCGCUAGCAAUGAUUGAAAGCACCCAGCAGGCUCGCUCCUUAAGAGAUUCAGAACACAUCUUCCGAGAAGGCCCGGUUGAAAUCGGUCUCCCAUGUGCCAUGAAAAACGAAACCAGGCCACCAUGCGCACCGAUACCUGGGAAAAGAGAGCCCCAGGGAAUUUCCUGGGAGUCCCCUUUGGAUGGGACAGAUAAAACAAGCCAUCCUCCUGCACCGGAAGUGACCAUGCAAAGAGUCUCUCUGCAGCUGAAACUGAAGAUUGAUGACUUUGUCCUGCACAAAAUGCUGGGGAAGGGAAGUUUUGGCAAGGUCUUCCUAGCAGAGUUCAAGAGAACCAAUCAGUUCUUCGCAAUAAAAGCCUUAAAGAAAGAUGUGGUGCUGAUGGACGAUGAUGUAGAGUGCACCAUGGUGGAGAAGAGGGUUCUGUCCUUGGCUUGGGAGCAUCCGUUUUUAACACACAUGUUCUGCACAUUCCAGACUAAGGAAAAUCUCUUUUUCGUGAUGGAGUACCUCAAUGGGGGAGACUUAAUGUACCACAUCCAAAGUUGCCACAAGUUUGAUCUUUCCAGAGCCACGUUUUAUGCUGCUGAGAUCAUCCUUGGUCUACAGUUCCUUCAUUCCAAAGGGAUUGUCUAUAGGGACCUGAAACUAGAUAAUAUCCUGUUGGACAGAGAUGGACAUAUCAAAAUAGCAGAUUUUGGGAUGUGCAAGGAGAACAUGCUAGGAGAUGCGAAGACAAAUACUUUCUGCGGGACUCCUGACUACAUCGCUCCGGAGAUCUUGCUGGGUCAGAAAUACAACCAUUCGGUCGACUGGUGGUCCUUCGGGGUUCUACUUUAUGAGAUGCUGAUUGGCCAGUCGCCUUUCCACGGGCAGGACGAGGAGGAGCUGUUCCACUCCAUCCGCAUGGACAACCCCUUUUACCCGCGGUGGCUAGAAAAGGAGGCCAAGGAUCUCCUAGUGAAGCUUUUUGUGAGAGAGCCUGAAAGGAGGCUGGGGGUGCGAGGAGACAUCCGCCAGCAUCCUUUGUUUCGAGAGAUCAACUGGGAAGAACUUGAGAGGAAAGAGAUUGAUCCGCCCUUCCGACCAAAAGUGAAAUCACCAUUCGACUUCAGCAAUUUCGACAAGGAGUUCCUAAGUGAGAAGCCCCGGCUGUCAUUUGCAGACAGAGCGCUUAUCAACAGCAUGGACCAGAACAUGUUCAGAAACUUUUCCUUCGUCAACCCAGGCAUGGAGACUCUCAUUUGCUCCUGAACCUCAUCCCUCCCCAGACCCGAAGGAAUUUGCCUUCUCUCUGGGAACCUGUCUGAGUAACACUUCCGGGAGGAUCUUUU
Messenger RNA from Acomys russatus (golden spiny mouse), 2597 nucleotides. RefSeq names its product protein kinase C theta (gene Prkcq). Gene Ontology annotation, biological process: protein phosphorylation. Bases 394 to 2517 code for a protein of 707 amino acids. NCBI's taxonomy places the organism in Eukaryota, Metazoa, Chordata, Mammalia, Rodentia, Muridae. Gene Ontology annotation, molecular function: ATP binding; diacylglycerol-dependent serine/threonine kinase activity. The record is from RefSeq and is a predicted model, not a curated record. The transcript has 18 exons.